Messenger RNA from Danaus plexippus (monarch butterfly), 1130 nucleotides. Its product is annotated as clavesin-1-like. Gene Ontology annotation, molecular function: phosphatidylinositol bisphosphate binding. NCBI's taxonomy places the organism in Eukaryota, Metazoa, Arthropoda, Insecta, Lepidoptera, Nymphalidae. The record is from RefSeq and is a predicted model, not a curated record. The transcript has 7 exons. The coding region runs from base 162 to 1073 and encodes 303 amino acids. Gene Ontology annotation, cellular component: membrane.
AAAAUUAACCUAUUAAAAUCCGUAUAUAGCGAUCGUUUAAAAAAAAAGUUCACUGGCUGUUAAGGUUAAAAGUAGUUUCGUAGUACACAUCGGCAGUAUACAUCAGGUUUCCAAACGUUACAUGAUCUGUGCGACUGGCCGGUUAGAGACGUGUCUCAAGGAUGCCGAGUAAAGUGAUCGAGCAGCGGCCGUUGGAUGAAGAGUAUGAAAAAACCGGCGUCAGUCCAUCAGACAUCGCGGCUCUGAGACAAUGGCUGAAAACCCAGCCCCAUCUACCGGAUAAAUACAUCACUGAUAUGGAACUCAUCCUGGCGUACCACAGCUGCUACAAAAGUUCGGAAGUAUCCAAACAGGUUAUUGAUCUACAUUACACUUUGAGGACGCUCUUCACAAAUCUCUUCCACAACAGACUCGUCGAUGACAGCUUCAUCAGGACUAUGAACGUCAUUCUGGGUUUCCCCAUCGAGACGAGAACGUCCAAAGACUACAAGGUCGUCUACUUUAGGCUCAUUGACUACGAUGCGAAGAAUUUUAUUUUCUCUGAAGCAGUUAGGGCGGCUAUAAUGCUUAUAGACUUGAUGCAGUACGAGGAUGGGGCGUGGAAAGGGUUCGUCAUUAUAAUAGACCUAAACCGCGUCACUCUGGGCCACAUCGCUAGACUAGACCUGCAAACUAUACAGCAGCUGCUAUAUUACUUACAGGAAGCGAUGCUAGUGAGGCUGAAAGGUCUACACUUCCUGAACGCUCCGUCUUUCAUGGAUCGCCUGAUGAUGCUGCUGCGGCCGUUCAUGAAGAAGGAGCUCAUGGAAAUGCUCAAGAUACACCAGGUCGGAGCCACGACCCUCGAAGAAACGAUCCCCAUAGACGCCCUGCCGAAAGAAGCCGGCGGAAAGAGUAACAGCUUCCAAGAAAUCAAAAACGAAAUAAUUGACAAGUUAAUAGCCAAUAAAAACUUCUUCGUCGACGAAAACAAGCGGAGAGUGACAGAGUCAUUGCGCCCUGGGAAGCCGAAGACAAUAACUGAUAUAUUUGGCGGAAUCGAAGGAUCGUUUAAGAAACUCGACAUAGAUUAAUUAAUUUACGAUAAAUAGCUUGUAUUAUAAUAAAAUGGGAAUUAUUUUUUUUUUUUA